AUCUCCAACAUCCUUUGAGAACUCCAUAACACCACGCAUCCUCCUUGCCCACCACAACAUAACUUCUCUUACUUCCACAAACUCAGCAUUUCUUCCCAGUUAAUUAUGCAACUACUAUUCAAGUAGCUCUCCAAUUUUGCAAUUCAUUUUUCUCUCUCUCUCUCUCUAGCUCUUAUAUACACAAAUACAAGCAUUUGAUUAAUUCCUCUUCAACUUCUCCAAUGUCUUCCUUAGCCCAACACAAGCAUCUACCAAGCUUGCACCACCAAGUUUGCAAAAGGCAACUACUCCUCCACCCAGUUCGCGUUUAUUGCUCAAGUUCCAAUUCCACCACCACCACUGCCGCCGCCACCACCAACCCCAAGCCCAAUGGUAACCAAUUGGUCAUCGAGCCCAGGCCUGCGCCAUCCCGACCGACAGUGGUUACCGCCGCUACCCGCCCCAUGGACAAUAAUGACCCAAGUUUGCAAUCAACAUGGUCUCAUAGGGCAUGGGUAACAGCUGGGUGCACAACCUUGCUCAUUUCUUUGGGAGAGUCAAUAAAGGGUUCAAUUGGUUUGCACAUGUGGGCUGAGCCCAUUUUGGCAGGAUGCGCCGGUUACAUCUUAGCAGAUCUUGGGUCAGGGGUGUACCAUUGGGCCAUUGAUAAUUAUGGAGAUGGCACAACCCCAUUGUUUGGAGCCCAAAUUGAAGCUUUCCAAGGGCACCACAAGUUUCCAUGGACUAUUACAAGGCGCCAAUUUGCAAACAACUUGCACGCACUCGCACGUGUGGUGACAUUCACAGUGCUUCCUAUAGCCAUUCUUUGCCAUGACCCAGUUGUUCAAGGUUUUGUUGCGUUGUUUGCCGGUUGCAUCAUGUUUAGCCAACAAUUUCACGCGUGGGCACACGGCACCAAGAGCCGGCUUCCACCACUCGUGGUGGCGCUGCAAGAGGCCGGGGUGCUGGUGUCGCGGUCGCAGCACGCGGCGCACCACCGGCCACCUUAUGACAACAAUUACUGCAUAGUGAGUGGGGUGUGGAAUGAGUUCUUGGAUAAGAAUAGAGUUCUUGAGGCCUUGGAGAUGAUGUUGUAUUUUCAACUUGGGCUUAGACCCAGGUCGUGGAGUGAGCCUGCCUCUGAGUGGAUGGAGGAGGUUGAGAUCACUACUCAAAUUGAAGCCCAAUAAGUAACUACUCAUUCAUUAUCAUCUCUUUUUUUUUUCCCUUUGCUUUUUAAAAGGUUAAUUGAUCGCACAGUGGUGCAAUUAAUUUAUGGCUGCUAUCUAUGUUUUUAUCAAUGUGAUGUGAUUCCUGAAAAUAUAUAGAUUGAAGGUUGAAAUAAUAGAUCAUUAUGGACUCAAGCUAAGCUAAGCUACAUUUGCUGUGUGAAUUUUUUUUCAUCUAUUGUUGAAGCAACUAAGCAACUUCAACUGCUGUGAACUUAAAUAUAAAUUUGAAGCCAUAUAUGCAUUUGUUAGUGAUUUACUA
Messenger RNA from Lotus japonicus, 1470 nucleotides. Its product is annotated as fatty acid desaturase 4, chloroplastic-like. Bases 222 to 1169 code for a protein of 315 amino acids. Lineage: Eukaryota; Viridiplantae; Streptophyta; Magnoliopsida; Fabales; Fabaceae. The transcript has a single exon. The record is from RefSeq and is a predicted model, not a curated record.